CGGACAUAGGGAUUCCAUGUGCUUUGAAUUUGUCUUUGCCGUUUUGUUUGAAUAAAUUCUUCUCACUGCUUACCUUUCAAAAUAAAUAUAUAUAUGCAAGGUGUCAUUGCUUGGUUUAAUGGUAGAAACUCGAACUGAUGCAAGUUCGAGAGUUUGAGUCUAUCAUCAGGUCUUUAUCUCCUGUCUUCUCCUCCCAACAUGUUGCGCGGACAGGACAUUUCACCAGGUAAUACCUCUUUUACCUUACGAUAUAUUUUUCUUGUUAAUUUGACUUUAGAUGAUAAAUUAUUGGAUGGAAAGUUACCUGUCCCCACCUGCAUAAAUAUCUGUCAAUAUGUUCCUUGGGGAUUGUCAUCUGCCUUUAAUAUUUAUGACCAAGGAUAGCAACAGCACCAAGAGUAAAAAAAGAAAAACCCAUGUAGUCCAUGAGGACAAUGACAGUGCCAUGGAGCUUUUUUAUUUUUUCUUUAUAGAAAAGCAUGAAUAUCUGAGUGUAACAGAGGCAAAUGUAGCAGACCUGUGGUCACGAUUCAGAACUUAACUCAAAGUUGUUGAGAAAUUGAUAUGUCUAAUGUACAUGAUGAGCAUGCAUGGCCACAUAUAUAAAUUGCAUGUGAAUCGAGCGAGCAUACGAAAUACAAGGCACAUUUAGUGUGUAAGAUUAUUAUCUUAUAGAUUUAUGGUCAGCUGAUUCAGGUGUCAGUACCAUGCAUGGCCCUGUUAAUUAGUGUUUGUAGAAUUAAAUUUUGAUCCUCCCUUUCUGCGCUUGAUGCAUGUGACGCCCACGACCCACCGGACCACAUGACCCAGUACAGCCCCCCAUUUACCGGCCUUUUAGUCAAAAGGAAAGCUACUGGCUUAUGAAGAUUCUGAAUAACAGGUGGUUGUUAGUUGUGACAAUGUCUUGUAUGGUCCUUGUUAACUGAUUUCUGUGGUGGGAUGGUAUUAAUUUCGGCAAUGCAUCGAUUCAGGCGAAAAUAGAUUGGAGGGUUAGUAUUUAUUUUGUGAGAGACAAGGUGGGGUGUUAUAUGUGUGCAUUAUGUCUCAUGUUUGCGAUGGUGUUAUAUGCAUAAUAGUGCUCUAGAUUUGAUAAAAGCCAGUGAUAUAGGAAGUUUGUUGUUGAUGAAUAGGGUGCCCCUAAUAAACCAAUGCGAAAAUCGCCGUUCUUGACAUAAUUUUCUGGGAAAAGAUUAUUGUUGAUACAUUAGGGCAACAUUUCUAUUUCAAUUUAUAGGUUGUUUUACUAGUCUGGUUUUGUUAUUUCUGAUCAUCAUUGUGCACUAUGCCAAAAUAUGAUCAAUGUAGUACUUAAUUUUGAAUGUAUCCGGGAUAACCUCAGUCCUCAAAUCUAUGGGGGGCUCACAAGAUCCGAGGACCGAGCCUGUCGCGACUGUGCUUAGCAUAGCUCAUAAACAUAUAUAGUAGUUUAAGAGCAAAAUACGAGUCCAGCUGAGCAUGAUCUAGGUGACCUAACAAUUGCCAUAGGCACAUCAUGAUAGAAUGUGCUUGGCAAAAAGCUGUGCAAACUGAAAAAUCAUACAGAAAGAUUACUUAAGAUCAUGAAAACAUGAGCCCAGCUGAGAGACUAUAUGAUCCAAGUGUUGUGGCUGUGGUAGAGGUAAAAUAUAUUUCAGAGUAAUGGUAUACAAGCCGAAGGAUCGUACAGAUCGCACGAUCCAAGUAGAUUGAAGUAAUUUGUUGUAGGUUCCAGGUUCCACCACCACAAUUUCAAGGUUUUUGGUACAAUCCCUGUAGAUGUGACCCAGUUGUCGCGCCAUUAAAUUCACAAAAUCUUUCCUUCAAGCAAAUGUGUGGCCAUGGAUUUUAGGUCUCCGACGAGUCGUAUCAGUAUUGGUUCUUGCAGGAUUACCAGUGCCACAAGAUGAUCUCAAUGAUGUUCGUUGUUCACUUAUGGGUCCGAGUUCUUGUCGACCAACAGCUCAGUUGUUUGAGGAUUACGAGUGCCACAAGAUGAUCUCAAUGAUGUUCAUUGUUCUCUUAUGGGUCCGAGUUCUUGUCGACCAACAGCUCAGUUGUUUGAGGUACAAUUCAACCUCUUCUGGGUGAGAAUUGAGCGUUCAAGUUUACUUCAUUUAUUAGAAGAUGGUUAUAAGCUGGAAUAGUGAAGGCUGUGUUUGGAAACAACUUCAUACAAUAAUGAAUUUUUCUCAUAAUAAGUAGUAACUUCAGAAUACUAUUUUCUCAGUUCCCUACCUAAGGAUUAACCACACAAGCCAACUCCUAUGUGAUUUUGUAUCACUGGAAAAAUAUUAGGCAUUUUGGGCGUGUGGACUAUGUAGUACUUUGGAGUUCGAAGCGAUUGUGUAAUAUUUGGCAUUCUGGGAGUAUGGACUAUGUAGUACUUUGGAGUUUGAAGCGAUUGUGUAUCACGGGAAAAAUAUUAGGCAUUUCGGGAAUGCGGACUAUGUAGUAUUUCGGAGUUCGGUUCAGUAAAUAUUUACUAUUUUUUACGAUAAGCGUUUGACCGUACAAUAUUAUCGGUACCUGAAUAAUUUCUGGUGUCACGGGUAUCAAUUUUAUUCUCGUUGCCAGCUCACAUCUAGAGGUACCAUUGAACAUGCUCAAAAUUAGCAUGUCGAAGAUCAGAAUAUGAUAAGACUGUCAAACGUUUUUGGACUGUGAAUUUGCAGAAGAAAGGUACGUUAUAACAAAAUGAUUUGAAUGGUGUGCAUUGAACAACCUCCAUUAAAGCCUUUGUUUCUUGUUUACAUUAUUAACUAGUUGGUUGGAAAAUACUAGAGGACAUUGUUUUUUUUUUUUUUUUUUUUUUUGACUUCUAAUCAUUAGGUUUUCAACCUACAUUAAUGAUGUUAUAAAAAUCCGUAGUGAUACAGAUUUUAAAUAUAUAUAUAUAUAUAUAUAUAUAGAGAGAGAGAGAGAGAGAGAGAGAGAGAGAGAGAGGAGGACCGAUCCUUUGGAAGGGCCUCAUUUAACAUAUAUGUAGGGUAAGUUAAUUUAUUAGGGUUAGACCACCAUAUAAAUAACCAUGUCGCCUAGGGAUUGUGACAUGGCACAGCCUCUUAACACGUAGUGUUGCAGCAUAGGUGGAAUUAGGUUUUGGGACCCAAACAAGAUGUGUGACUAAUGCAUUGGUGGCUGAGAGUUAAGAGAUAACAUGAACAAUCUACUCAUGUAACAAACCAUGGACCCCAAUAUAUUAUUCAUAGAGAUUUAAUUUUUUACAUUAAUGGCCGUAGAUUUUAAUAUUUUUUUUGACUAUUAUUAAAAAUAAAAAAAAAUUACCAACAUUUUGAUGUUAUUCUCUAUAUGGGUUCAAAUUGAUUUGGAAAAAAAAUACUAUUUGUCAUUGAUUUAAACAAAAUCACUCAAAAAAAAAAAAAAUGUAAUCAUUUGGAGACAAUUUUUUUGAUUUGGAGACAAAAAUAUUUUGUUCAUAUGCAUAUGCUAACACAAUAUAUAUAAUGUGAAGCAUUGUGAGCUGUUUUUUCCCCGGUCUGGACCCAAUGUAGAAAAUUUCAUUUUGUUCUCUUGCUCGUGAGUUGGGACCAAAUCAACGUAGUCCACAAGUUCUGAACAUGGUGGCAUUGUAAACCUUAGUUUAGUGCCUCAAGAUACCAAUCGCAACAAAUAAUAAUAAAAAAAGCCCAAUAACAUAAUGCUAAAUCCAAUAUUAUAUGGUAUGAUGGCACACUGUAAAACCCCCUUUUUGUUUUCACCUCAUACUGUAUUGUUGGGAUUUGGUGUUGCAUCCGAUGGCUCACACAGUAUACACGUGUUUGAAUGAAUGUGUGCCAGCUGUCCGAUGCAAUAUGACACUUGUAUUCUAUUCAUAGGAUAUCUCACAUUGACAUAUAAUACCUCACAGCAUAUGUAUACGUGUAAUAAUCCGUGUUAAACACGUGUGUAUGUUAUGAGUCGUAGGAUGCAGUAAUAUUAGACAACUCAUAUUUAGUGUUUGUGUGUGUGUGUAUAUAUAUAUAUAUAUAUAUUUUGACAUUGGUGAAUAUCUAAGUAAGUUUUUUUUUUUUUUUUUUGGGGAAUAAAGAAGAGUGUAAGGAGACAAAACUAAUGAAUAUCUAGGGUUGGUGAUGGAAGGGAACAUGAUAAGGGGAUAAAUGAACAGUCUAAAAAUAGGUGAAACCAGAAAGAUAUCAAAAGUUGGACUUAAUAAGGGUUAUGUGGUACAAGAGAAAGUGGCCCCCACUGUUCAAUAAGGUCUAGUAGGGUGACCCAUUUCUCACUAGGUCCCCUCUCUCUCUCUCUCUCUCUCUCCUCUCUCUCUCUCUCGCUCUCUAACCUUAUACAUCAACAUAAAUGGGUCAUUGGGAAAUGAAUGAAUAAAGUCAUUGGUCAAUUGGCUUAACUAUCAAGGUGUAUGCUACUUAUAUCCCUCUCCUCUAUCUAUAUAUAUCCAUCUAUGUCAUCUUCAUUUCCUCAUUGCUCACUCUCUCUCUCUCUAUAAACAUAUUGAUUUCUCUCUCUAGACUGCAUCCAAAAUUAGUUAGCCCCAACAAAACACACUACUACUCUUUGUCUCUGCGCAGCCUUUACCCAGUAUAGCAAAUACUAUAUAUAUAGAAAAUAUAUGCAUACAUAUAUACAUAUAUAGACGUGUAUAUAUAAAAAAAAAUUGUCACUGGGUUUGUUGUAUUAGCAACCGGGUCAUCAUCGGUUAAAUAAAAAUGAGUACUGACCAUCAGAAUUCAGAACCAGAGAGCAGUUCCAACUCAUUCUCAUCACCUCCAUCAUCACCAUCCUCACCCGGGUCAACUCAGUUCCCUCAAAACUCGGUGUCGAACUCACCAAACCAACCCAAACCACAAGACCCAGAAGCCAAGAAGAUGAAGAGGCUCCGAGACAGCAGCAAACACUCGGUGUACCGGGGAGUCCGAAUGCGCAAUUGGGGCAAAUGGGUGUCCGAAAUCCGUGAGCCUCGCAAGAAAUCACGCAUAUGGCUCGGCACAUUCCCGAACCCAGAAAUGGCGGCUCGGGCCCACGACGUGGCGGCGCUGUGCAUCAAGGGUGACUCGGCGAUUCUCAAUUUCCCCGAACUCGCCGGGUCGCUGCCGCGGCCGGUGUCGCUGCUGAAGAGCGACGUGCAGGCGGCGGCGGCGAAGGCGGCCGCCAUGGACACGUUUGACGACUCUCCUUCGGCGUCGCUGUCGUCGCUGGUUUCGGCUAUGGAGCUGUCGAAUUCCGAUGAAUUGAGCGAAAUCGUUGAGUUGCCGAGUCUGGAGACGAGUUGUGACUCGGCCGAGUUGAACAGCGAGUUUGUGUACGACAGUGUUGAUGGGUGGCCAUAUCCUCCGCCGUGGUUGCACACUGCCGGUGAUGAUUGUGGGUUGGUUUCUGAUCAGAUAUCUACUGGUUUUGACACUCUCUUGUGGAAUUAUCAGUGUUGAAUUUGUGCGUGUGUGUGUGUGUGUGUUUUGUAAGUAUGUGUUUGGGUUCUUCUUUUCUUCAUUUUAGCUCUUUUGGUUUUGCUUUCAAGGGCUAAAAUCUCUCUCCCUCUCUCUCUCUCUCUCUCUCAUGCUUUCCAGCUUGUAACCUCUUGAAUGUAUCUAACUGUACAGUUAGGAGUGAAAGAGGAAAUGUCAUAAAUUUCCUUCCAUGUUUGGUAUAUACACAUUAACGUCUCUCUCUC
Messenger RNA from Cornus florida, 5626 nucleotides. RefSeq names its product ethylene-responsive transcription factor TINY-like. Lineage: Eukaryota; Viridiplantae; Streptophyta; Magnoliopsida; Cornales; Cornaceae. The coding region runs from base 4665 to 5384 and encodes 239 amino acids. The transcript has 2 exons. Gene Ontology annotation, biological process: regulation of DNA-templated transcription. Gene Ontology annotation, molecular function: DNA-binding transcription factor activity; DNA binding. The record is from RefSeq and is a predicted model, not a curated record.